Molecule: messenger RNA, 2724 nt
Organism: Closterium sp. Naga37s-1
Lineage: Eukaryota; Viridiplantae; Streptophyta; Zygnematophyceae; Desmidiales; Closteriaceae
Source: the annotation of a GenBank genome assembly
AUGAAGUCAAGCCUGGUUUCGUCGAGCCUAGGAUUGCCGAAAGAAUCAUCGAAGCAGAAGCAGCGGGAAGCUGGGGCGAAAAAGAGGGUCGAGCGGCGUGGGACUCUCGACUCGUGGGUGAAGCGACUCAAGCCGUCCGCCGAUGACCCUGCGCCUUCUAUCGCGGAUAUCAAAGUCGUGUCGGCUCCUGCGUUGUCAGCGUCAGAAGAACGUCCACGUGGCACCUCCACAUUGGCCUUCUGGUUAAGGCAGGGGAAUGGCUCCGGCAAGGAGAGGUCAGGUGGAGCAUCGUGUCCGUCAGAUGUGCCUCGAGUGGACGAUGAAUACGAGAUCCAACGGCUGAGGAAAUCGAAGCUGAAGCGCAAGGCAGAGGCGAGCACAGGGGAUGACGAGCACAGAAGCAUUGAGGAACAGCAGGGGCUGGCGCAGCAGCGGGUGGAGCAGCAGGGGCUGGGGCAGCAGGGGCGAGAGCAAGAGCAAGAGCAAGCACGGCAGGAGGGGCUGGAGCAGGGGCGACAGCAGACAGGGCAGUUGGAGCAGAAUAUCGAGAGGCGUGCUGAGGAUGAGCGGCAGGAGGGUGUGCACGAGGGGCGAGAUCAGACGCACUCGCUGCGAUUGCAGGAGGAGCAUCCGACAAGUCCGAGAGAGCAUUCGAGAAGUCCGAGAGAGCAUCCGAAAAGUCCGAGAGCGGCCCAUACUCUGCUGGAACAGCUGGGUUCGGAGCGGCCGGAGCAGAAACAACAGCAGCGGCCGCAGCAGAAACAGCAGCAGCAGCAGCAGCAGCAGCAGCAGCAGCAGCAGCAGCAGCAGCAGCAGCAGCAGCAGCAGCAGCAGCAGCAGCGGCAGCGGAAGCAGGUGCUGGCGUGUUUGGACUUUGGGCAGAAGGACCUGCUUCACACCACGUGCCGUGUGUGCGGAUUCGUGUUUGCCAAGGGGCUCAAGGCGGACGAGAUGGCGCAUGAGGCGCAUCACAAGCUGUUCUGUGGCACUGUAACCAUCCAGGGAUGGAGGAACGAGCGCGUUGUGCACACUGCUUCAGAGAGCACUAGGGACACACGCAACGCAUGCUCCACAGGAGCAGGGGCCGCAGAGACCCUAGCAGGCAGAAUAGUGCUCAUCACCCACGCAGACUGCACAGCAGUGCAGCUGGCAAAGAUGCAAGAAAUAGCGGCGGUAUUGGAGAGGGCAAUGGGUGUGAGCCCCACGUGGCUGCUGGGCGGCCAAUGGAAGGCGUAUCUGUACAUUCGUGGGAGGCAGCUGCUGGGGUGCCUUGUGGCCGAACCCAUUUCCCAGGCGCGCCCAGCACAGGCAUCUUCGAACCAGCCAAGUGCAAGGGUGUGUGCAAGGGUGUGUGGCUCAAGAGAAGCGCCAGAGCAACCAGAAGAGCAGGUGUUUCGUGAGGCUCCUGAAGUGGAGGAGCAAGGAGGUGUGCUGUGUGCAGCUGCGAACCGGCUGAGUGCAGGGGUGUGUGGCCCAUGGGCAGCGCCAGAGCAACCAGCAGAGCAGCUGUUUCGUGAGGCUCCUGAAGAGGAGGAGCAAGAGGAUGAGAUGUGUGCAGCAGUGUGUGGAGUGAGGGCCAUCUGGGUGCACCCAGCGCACAGGAAGAGAGGUGUUGCAACUGAGAUGAUGAAGGCUCUGAUCACACUCUCUUUCACCUCGCCCAUGCGCUCUCACUUUCCCAUGCGCUCUCACUUUCCCAUGCGCUCUCACUUUCCCAUGCGCUCUCACCUUCCCAUGCGCUCUCACUUUUCCAUGCACUCUCACUUUCCCGUGUGCUCUCACUUUCCCAUGCGCUCUCACUUUCCCAUGCGCUCUCACUUUCCCAUGCGCUCUCACUUUCCCAUGCGCUCUCACUUUCCCAUGCGCUCUCACUUUCCCAUGAACUCUCACUUUCCCAUGCGCUCUCACUUUUCCCAUGCUCUCCAUCUCACAUUCACAAUGUUUUGUUUCAUCCUACUACAUUCCAACCCUAACCCAUUUUCAUCACUUCCCCUCCACUGCAGCAUCUCCUUUGUCCAUGCCUGCUCACUCUCCCCGUCUUUCCUCUCACUUUCCCCUCGCACCCGCUUGAUUGGCCACCUUCCUUCCCCCUCUCCCCACCCCCUUUGCCUGCCGAUCACGUCACCUUUGCCUGCUCACUCUGCCCAUCUUGCCUCUCCAUCUUGCCUCUCCAUCUUGCCUCUCCAUCUUGCCUCUCCAUCUUGCCUCUCCAUCUUGCCUCUCCAUCUUGCCUCACCAUCUUGCCUCUCCAUCUCUCACUGCCUCCUCCCCCACCUCCUUUUCCCCCUCCCACUGCCUGCCAUCACAUCCCCCCCACCACAGCGUCUCCUUCGCCUAUGCCUGCACGCUCUCACCAACCACCUCCCCACUUUUUUUCCCCUUUGUCAUCCACCCCCCUUGUCUCCCUCCCCUCCCAACCGGCCCGCCCCUGGCCGCUCCAUCUCCUUCGCCUAUGCCUGCACGCUCUCACCAACUCAGAUCGCAUUCUCGCAGCCAACCGAGUCAGGCAGGGCCUUCGCAGCUGCGCCUGACCAUUUCUCACUGCCUUCCCCCACACCCCCUUCUUCCCCUCACUACCUGACCAUCCCCUUUUACCGCAGCAUCUCCUUCGCCUAUGCCUGCACGCUCUCACCGACUCAGAUCGCAUUCUCGCAGCCAACCGAGUCAGGCAGGGCAUUCGCUGCUUCGCUCUGCCAUCCCAAGCCCUUCCUGGUGUACAAAUAA